ACAGAGUUGAUGUUGCCAUUUUAAACAGACUGAAUCGAUGAUUUACAAUACAGAAUAUCUUUAAAUCUUUAACAGAAUCGUUUACAAAUGCUAAAGCAGGAAUUUGUGUGCAGCUACCUGAUGGGAAUGUGAAUCGAGUCAGUGGAGAUCAAACUGUUCAGAUCCAUCAUGGAUGAAACUCAAACAUCUGGAGAUGAAGAUUUGUUUCCAGGAUGCAGCUCGGUUCAUCAGAAGAGAUCAGAAGCAGAGCCCAGCUGUGUGUCAAUGAAGAGUGACACGUCUAUGAUUGAUCCAAUAAACUUUAACAGUGGAGAUACUCAGCCUGAUCUCAGCUCAGUUCAUCAAAAGAGAUCAGAAGCAGAGUCCAGCUGUAUGUCUAUGAAGAGUGACGCGUCUAUGAUUGAUCCAAUAAACUUAAACAGUAGAGAGUCACAGCCUGGUGUCAGCUCGGUUCAUCAGAAGAGAUCAGAAGCAGAGUCCCGCUGUGUGUCUAUGAAGAGUGACGCAUCUAUGAUUGAUCCAAUAAACUUUAAGAGCGGAGAUUCACGGCCUGGAAUCAGAGAUGAUCAGACUGGAGACCUGCAGCAGGAUUCUCACCAACCAACAGAUGAUGAACUACAGAGAGUCAAAGACCAGCACAAAGCCAGCAUGAAGAAAAAGUAUGAGAGAUUAUUUGAGGGAAACAACCUACAAGAGAAUGAUACCCUCCUGAAAAGGAUCUAUACACAACUCUACAUCAUAGAGGGAGAGAGAGAAGGAGUAAAUGAAGAACAUGAGGUUUUACAGAUGGAGAAAACAGCCAGAACAAAACACUCACAAGACACUCCAAUCGAUUGCAAUGACAUCUUUAAAGCCUCACCUGAAGCAGGAUAUAAGAAGAAGAAGAAGAAGAGGAAGAAGAAGAAAAUCAAGACUGUUCUUACUAAAGGCAUCGCUGGAAUCGGAAAAACCGUCUCUGUGCAGAAGUUCAUUCUGGACUGGGCCGAGGGAAAAGCCAAUCAGGAUGUAGAUUUCAUGUUUGUCCUUUCAUUUCGAGAGCUGAACUUGAUCCGACAUCAUCAGUACAGUCUUCACAGACUUCUGCUGAACUUUCAUCCUGAACUUCAAGAUCUGAACUCACAGAUUUAUGAGGAGUGUAAAGUUGUGUUCAUCUUUGAUGGUCUGGAUGAAAGCAGAAUCACACUGAUGUUUUCAGACGCUCAGAAAGUUUGUGAUGUGACUGAGACUUCAUCAGUGGCUGUGUUGAUGUCAAAGCUCAUGAAAGGAGAGCUGCUUCCCUCUGCUCUCAUCUGGAUCACCUCCAGACCAGCAGCAGCCAAUCAGAUCCCCUCCAAAUACAUCCACCGUCUGACAGAAAUUCAGGGAUUCACUGAGCCUCAGAAGGAGGAAUAUUUCAGAAAGAGAAUCAGUGAGCAGCAUCAAACCAGCAGAAUCAUCUCACACAUCAGAAGAUCAAAUAGAGAAAUGAUUGUGAAACUUGCUGAAGUGGCUUUCAAACAGCUGAUGAAGGGCAAUGUGAUGUUCUAUGAGGAGGACCUGAUUGAGAGCGGCAUAGACAUCACCGAUGCCUCAGUGUAUUCUUGGAUUUGCACUGAGAUCUUUAAAGAAGAAUCUGUGAUUCAUCAGAGGAAAGUCUACAGCUUCAGUCAUCUGAGCGUUCAGGAGUUUCUUGCUGCUUUCUAUCUGUUUUACUGCUAUUUAACAAAGAACAAGGAACCACUGCAGUUUCUGGAUGAAAAACAUACACAUAACUAUGACCCUGACUAUCGAUAUGGUAAGCAUAUGUCUGUUGAAUUCUAUCUGCAUGAUCUACUAAUGUCAGCAAUACAUAAAGCCAUCAAGAGUGAGAAUGGACAGCUGGAUCUGUUCCUGCGGUUCCUGUUGGGCAUCUCACUGGAGUCCAAUCAGAGACUCUUACAGGAUCUACUGACACGUACAGAGAACAGCUCAAAUAGCAUCAAGACAAUAACACUGUACAUUAAAGAGAAGAUCAAAAACGGACAAGCAGUCUCCACUGAGCGAUCCAUCAAUCUGUUCCUCUGUCUGCUGGAAGUGAAAGAUCAGACUCUGUCCAGAGAGAUUCAGGAGUUUGUGAAAUCAGACAAACACUCAGAGAAGAAACUCUCUGCCGCUCACUGCUCAACAAUCGCCUACAUGCUUCAGAUGUCAGAGGAGCCGCUGGAUGAGCUGGACCUCAAGAAAUACAACACAUCAGAUGAGGGUAGAAGAAGACUGAUACCAGCUGUGAUCAACUGCAGAAAAGCUCUUCUUUCUGGCUGUAAUCUAACUACUCAGCAUUGUGAAGUAGUGUCAAUAGCUCUUCAAUCCUCAAACUCUGUCCUGAGAGAACUGGAUCUGAGUAACAAUGACCUGCAGGAUUCUGGAGUGAAGCUGCUCUCUGAUGGACUGAAGAGUCCAAACUGUCAACUGCAAAUACUGAGGUUGUCUGGCUGUAUGGUGACAGAGGAAGGCUGUGGUCAUAUGUCUUCAGCUCUGAGUUCAAACCCCUCACACCUGAGAGAGCUGGAUCUAAGCUACAAUCACCCGGGAGAUUCAGGAGUCAAGCUACUCAACCACAAACUGGAGGAUCCAACCUAUAAACUGCAGAUACUCAAUGUGGAUCAUGGGGGAGAGAUCAUGAUAACAGCAGGACUACAAAAGUAUGCCUGUGAUCUCACACUGGAUCCAAACACAGCAAAUAUUCGUCUCGUCCUGUCUGAUGAGAACAGGAAGAUGACACGUGUGUUAGAGGAACAGCCGUAUCCUGAUCAUCCAGACAGAUUUGAUGAUAUUCCUCAGGUUCUGUGUGUAGAGAGUCUGACUGGACGCUGUUACUGGGCGGCUGAAUGGAUUGGGCAUGCUGAAAUAUCAGUGGCAUAUAAAGGAAUCACCAGGAAAGGAUGCAUUGAUGACUGUUGGUUUGGAUUCAGUGACAAAUCCUGGAGUCUGUGGUGUUCUGAUGAAGGAUUUGCUGUCCGUCACAAUAAUAAUUACACUGAUUUACCUGCCGACCGUUCUUCCACUAAGAGAGUAGGAGUGUAUGUGGAUGUGUUGGCUGGCACUCUGUCCUUCUACAGCAUCUCUGACACACACACACUCACACACUUAUACACAUUUAACACCACAUUCACUGAACCCCUCUAUGCUGGAUUUAGGGUUUAUUCCUCAGUGUCUCUGUGUCAGAUUAAAACACAAACACACACUUGUAAACUCUCUCUCUAAUGUCCACAUGCACACAAACUCAUCAAAUCCCACAUUUGUAUUAAUUAAUUUUUAAUGAUUUUCAUUGCCUUCUAGAAGUUAGAAAUGUAGAUUUGACACAUACUGUUCUGAAUCUUUAAAAAAAUACAGAGUUCUGGCAUAAAACUCUAGAUGGCGCAGUCCA
Molecule: messenger RNA, 3385 nt
Organism: Sinocyclocheilus anshuiensis
Lineage: Eukaryota; Metazoa; Chordata; Actinopteri; Cypriniformes; Cyprinidae
Product: NACHT, LRR and PYD domains-containing protein 3-like
Exons: 12
Coding region: 169-3222 (1017 amino acids)
Molecular function (GO): protein binding
Source: RefSeq, a predicted model, not a curated record